Saccostrea echinata is the source of this 1448-nucleotide messenger RNA. RefSeq names its product glycine, alanine and asparagine-rich protein-like. The record is from RefSeq and is a predicted model, not a curated record. Bases 81 to 1448 code for a protein of 455 amino acids. NCBI's taxonomy places the organism in Eukaryota, Metazoa, Mollusca, Bivalvia, Ostreida, Ostreidae. The transcript is spliced from 7 exons.
ACCCACGUCUUACACAGGAGGAGUUCACAAGCUUCUGAUGACGCCUAACAUUCGGUUUGUCCAUCUCAGUACACUGUGCCAUGUUGGAACUUGUUAAAUGCAUCAUUUUCUGGAGCCUGCUGAUAGGCUGUGUAUAUGGACAACUGAAAUUUCCUUCCUCGGGGGUCAUUGUACCCCUUGGACACGAUCUUUUAUCUGGAAAUUCGCCAGAUUCCUUUCCCAGCACAUUGCACUUCCAAAUGCCAACACAAGACUUGAUGACUGAAUUAGCAACAGAAGGCAGCAGUGUCGCAGGUCUUCGACAGAAAUUACUGGAGCGACUUUUAAUCAACAACCAACUACAACAAAUGGCCGGACAAGGGUUAGGGAGCACUAUGGACAUUGGAGGUGGAUCUCUCGCUGCUUCCUCUCUGGGGAGCGGAUUGAAUGGAGGUUUGGUGACGGGAGGUGGUCUGAGCAGUUCCGGACUAGGUCUAAUGGAUUCCAGCAGCCUGCUCGGGAGGGGCGCUCAAACUCCCUCCUUAAAUAUCGCCUCCCUUCUGGACUCCAUGUCGUCUCCAAGAGCACAGAUUUCACAACCGUCUAAUACCAAGGUAUUGACACGAACAGCAGCUAUUCAAAGCCUUCAGAGACGGCUUGAUGCUCUCAGAGGAAACCAGCUUCCUGAGACGCAAGGAUUAAUGAAGAGUGGAAUAGGAUUCCAAACACCUACACGAGACCAGAGCUUAAAAGAGAAUAUUAUCAGACAAACACGUAAGGAAACGCCGAAUGCUUCAGUGAAAAUCACAGUCAAAAGGACAACUAAAACAUCCGGAACAGGAAAAACCAGUAAAACAAAUACCCCUCCCAUGAUUCCUGCAGCUACAGAUUCCUUCAGUGCAGCCUCCUUGCUUAACAAUAUCCCCAGGACACCGACAAUAUUUCAAUCAGCCCCUGUUGCUCGUGCACAGCCUGCAAAGGUGCCUCAAAUACAGUCUCCAUCCACAGCACUUGUUCAAAAGACUUUACCAACACCAGUUUCACAGACAGCAAAUCUUGCUGCUGCCAGUGCAGCCGGAGCAGCGUCAGCCAUUAAUUCUGUGUCGUCAGUGGCAGCAGCAAAAUCUAUGCAAAAUCAGAUUUCAGACAUGAUGGACACGCGGAUGGAUAUGAUAGGUGAUAUGGCGGAAGCGGGAAUGUUAGGUGGUGGUAUGAUGGGACUAGGGGGACUGAGUGCGAUGAACAGUUUAGGUGGAUUAGGAGGUAUGGGAAAUAUGGGGGGUUUGAGCAGUAUGGGAGGUUUUGGGGCCAUGGGAAUGGGUGACAUGAUGGGGGGACUUGGUGGUAUGGGCAUGGGUGGGCUUGGAAUGGGAGGGUUGGGGAUGGGGAAUGCACUAAUGGGCGGUGGACUCGGCGGUAUGAUGGGUGGGGGUUUAGGGGGCUUAGGGAUGAUGGCAGCUUUCUCAUGA